AUGAAUUACUUAACCAAAUUUUCCCAUCCAAAAAGAUUUCGUUGGAAAUGGUACAGUACCGGUCUUGCAGACAAUUCAACACAAACUGCAAGAGUGGUAAUUGCUGGAGCAGGCUUGGUAGGUAAUUCGGUGGCAUACCAUUUGACUGAGAAUGGUUGGACUAACGUCGUGGUACUGGAUCAACACAAAAUAGGAAGUGGCACAUCGGAUUUCGGGUCGGGAACCAUAGGAUUAUUUAAGCCUACCCCGGAACGUAACAUUAUAAUGGAGAGUGUUAAAUUAUACGAACGGUUACAACGUGCUGGUCAUAAUGUGGGUUUACAAAAAUGUGGCAGCCUUAAUCUAGCUCAAACGCACGAUCGAGUGACAGCGUUUAAGCGAAGAAUAGCGUACAACGUACCGACAGGGCUAUUUUGCGAAUUUAUUGAUGCAGAAACAGCCAAGCAAUUACAUCCUCUUCUAAACGUGGACGAUAUUCAAGGGGCCGUACACGUACCUGAUGAUUGCGUUGCCGACCCAGCAUUGGUACUAAAGGUGCUUGCUACUUUAUCUAAGCAAAAAGGUGUCAAAUAUUUUGAAGGAUGUGAAGUAAAAUGGGUUAACACUAAAGGGGGUCGUAUUGACAGUGUUGAUACAGAUAUUGGAACAAUCAAAUGUGAAUACUUCAUCAAUUGCAGUGGAAUGUGGGCCCGUGAAUUGGGAUUAAAGUGCAAAAAGCCAGUGUGUAUUCCUGCAUAUCCUGCGCAGCAUUUUUAUGCUCUUUCAGCAAAUUUAGAUCUUCCGGUUAAUAGCCUUCUACCGUGUAUUCGUGACUACGAUUCUAACAUGUACGCUAGACAGUACGGCGGAGAAAUGUUGAUUGGUUGGUUUGAGAAAGAAGCAAUACCUGCUUUCGAAAAUACAAAGGAUAUUCCUAAAGGCUGGAAAGCGUAUUUAUCGCAAAAUAUGAAAGAUCAUUGUACACCACUAUGGGAUAAAGCAUUAGAUCGAAUGCCUUCACUAAAAGAUACAGCCCAACCAAAGAUUACAAAUAGUCCAGAUAAUUUUACUCCCGACGGGCGAUGGAUUUUUGGUGAAACUGCUGAAGUUAAAAACUACUACGUCGCUUGUGGUCUGAAUGGAAAUCCUUUACAAGGCUCUGGUGGCGUUGGAAAGGCUCUUGCCGAAUGGAUUGUGGCAGGAACACCUACGAUAGAAAUGUUACCCUUUAAUAUACAGCGAUUCUUAGAUCUCCACAAUAACCGACAGUAUCUGCAAAACCGUAUAAGAGAAGUUGUGGGGCGACAAUACGCUAUUCUGUACCCAAAUCAGAGUGAGUACAAAUUCUCGCGAAAACUGCGUUGUUCUCCAUUGUACAGUGUUCUGGAAACACGAGGGGCGGUGUUUGGAACAAAAAUGGCUUACGAGAGGGCGCUGUACUUUGAUACUGACUAUAAGCGGGGGAAUCCUCCUCCAACAAUGCCACCGGGCAGUUUUUAUAAACCAAAAUUUUUCAAUUUUAUGGAAAAAGAAUAUUUCGCAUGUGCGCAACAUGUCGGCAUAAUAGAUAUAUCAUCUUUUUCCAAGAUUGAAAUCCAGCCUGGUGUGCAGAGCAGUAUCCACGGGAACAGUGUUCUUGAUUAUUUACAAAAAAUGUGUGCUAAUGAUGUUAACAUUCAAAUCGGUCACAUCGUCCAUACUGGUAUGUUAAAUGAACGUGGCGGAUAUGAGAACGAUUGUAUGCUUAUACGUCAGAGUAAUGAUCAUUACUUUAUGAUAUCGCCAUCAUCCCAACAGACCAAAAUCUAUGAAUGGAUGUCACGAAAUCUUCCACAGGAUGCUAGUGUUAAACUUAAUGACGUUACAUCGAUGUACACUGUCCUUAACGUGGUGGGACCGAAGUCAACCCAACUCAUGAGUGAACUAUCCAAUUCAAAUGUAAAGUUACAACCUUUUACGUAUCGAAAAAUAAAUGUUGGCUUCGCAAGUGACGUGAUGAUCAUGACUUUUACACACACAGGAAUGCCAGGAUACUGCUUGCACGUUCCGUCCGAAUACGCGUUGCAUGUUUACGACAGGUUGAUGACAGUGGGACGCGACUAUGGAGCGCGAGAUGUUGGCACGUUAACUCAACGCUUCUUAAGAAUCGAUAAAUUUAUUCCCUUCUGGGGCGACGAACUAACCAGUAUGACAACUCCUCUCGAGGCCGGCGUUUUUUACUCAGUACGAUUGGAUAUUUCACAAUUGAAGAAAAAAGAGAAUUUCGUGGGAAGAUCUGCCCUUGAAAAACAGAAACAAGAAGGACUAAAAAAGCGUUUGGUUCUGUUUCAUCUGGAGGAUAUUGAUAUUGAAAAGGAUGUCUGGCCUUGGGGUGGUGAACCUAUCUAUCGCAAUGGCGAGUAUUGCGGUACCGUUACGUCCGCGGGGUAUGGAUUUGCUUCGGAAAGGCUAGUAUGUUUGGGUUAUAUCAGUCGAUCGCAGCGAGAUGUAUCGAAAGUAAUAACUACUGAAUUUAUUAUGGACAAAAACGCAGUAUAUCACAUCGACAUCGCCGGUAGACUGUUUCGUCUAAAGCAACACGUCCAUCCAAAGGCGACGUUGGCAAAAGCAAUGGAAGAACGUGAACAACGUAAGACUUAUCGACCAACAGUCUUAAAAGUUAAAAAGCAAUUUCAAGCGUGA
Messenger RNA from Sabethes cyaneus, 2661 nucleotides. RefSeq names its product pyruvate dehydrogenase phosphatase regulatory subunit, mitochondrial-like. The transcript has 6 exons. The record is from RefSeq and is a predicted model, not a curated record. Gene Ontology annotation, cellular component: mitochondrion; cytoplasm; mitochondrial matrix. Bases 1 to 2661 code for a protein of 886 amino acids. Gene Ontology annotation, molecular function: oxidoreductase activity; protein binding. Lineage: Eukaryota; Metazoa; Arthropoda; Insecta; Diptera; Culicidae.